AUGCCUCUGGAACUCCAACGCUUGCCAAGCACACGAGAGCUAAGAUGCAUCGCUAAUCUGAACCAUCUAGACGACACCCUGAGUAUGCUGAGCGACGCAUCUAGCGACGAGAAAUCCAGUUGCCAUCUUGCUCUUCGAGACCAAGCCCUUCCCUCCGGGGGUCCUAACGCUGCGGAUAUUCCACCAGAUACACUGUGUCGAUUCUUUGAGCUCCUUCCACGCGAGAUCAGAGACGAGAUCUAUCGCUACGCACUCGGAAAUAUCUGCGCUACCUUUAUGCACGGCAAGACUCAGAUGUACCAGGAGGCUACCGAGCAGUUUUAUCAUCUGGCUCGCUUUGAAAUGGACUUGGACAUGCGCUACAGGCUUCUUCACGUCAAAGACGUCAUGCGACGGGUUAAAGUACGCCACGCUCCCACACUUAUCCGCGCGAGAUUCCUUUCAGUAGUGAAUCUGACCGUAGGAACUCUUCGCCAAACGGAAAGCUUGGUCGAGACACUGCAUUUCGACGCAGAAACCGAGCAGUACAAAGCGCUAACCAAUCUCUUCCCAUACAUGGUUGCAUUGCGGCAACUUGAGAUCCAAAUGAAACUCAAGGUCCCGCCAUGUGAUGAAUUCUGCGAUGCCGAGUACCGACCCUCACUCUCAUUCCUCAGAAGUCUACCUCGUGCGUCACUGGCAAAAUUACGCGUCGAAAUCGAGUGUGCUUAUAGGACAUACGCUUGCGACUCCAUCGCUUGGACGCUUGCCGCGAAUAACGUCGCCAGUAGGCUCUCUGAUCCUCUUAAGAGAGAGAUCGAAAAGUGCACACUGCAUGCAGUUAGGGGAGACGGUCAUCAGUGGAAAGAGUGGAAGGAGGAGGCAAUCCAGAAUGUGGUUCGAUGGCGUCACCAAUUUCUUACCCAUCUCACGCUAGGUUUUGAGAUCACUAUGGCCAACUACAGGUGA
Molecule: messenger RNA, 948 nt
Organism: Alternaria viburni
Lineage: Eukaryota; Fungi; Ascomycota; Dothideomycetes; Pleosporales; Pleosporaceae
Exons: 2
Coding region: 1-948 (315 amino acids)
Source: RefSeq, a predicted model, not a curated record